AGUGAGCGACGUAGUUUCCAGCAUAUCCUGUCCUAUCCUUAUCCUACGUACAGUACUAAUUAUUAAUUACUCCUUCGAAAUACUGAUCUUAGAGAGUCCUAGGCGCAUCUAAUUAUUAAUUAACUGUCCUGUCCUACGGUGCUAAUUAACCCAUCUCGUGCUUUAAAGUUAUUUGAGUCUCUUCAUUUGGUGGAAAAGAAGGAUGUCCGAUCAUCCGGAGGAUCAGGCGUUCGGGAAGACUCCGAAAACCGGAUUUUUAGACGGCUUGGCCCCUGUAGGCGGAGGCGGGGAUGCGCUGGUGCCGGAAAAGAGUAUUAUGUUGAACUAGCCGACAUCUGUUGUUCUAGGGGAGUCGUCCGCUCUUUUUAUGAGUCCGGCGCUUUCUUCUGAAGAUCAACGUCCUCCACAAGUAUACCAAAGGAGCACUUACUACCUCUGUUUACAACUUUCAAUAUAGGUCUUAAGGUAGUCUACCUGAGUGUACUAAUACUAUGUCUAUGCUGAUAGAUUGCGCAAGUUUUGGCUUUGAUUUUCUAACCUUCUUGACAACUUCAUCGGGAUUGAUGAUUUAUUUCUAAGUUUGACAAGGAAGCUAGUACUUGUAAGGAUUGAUGAUUUAUUUCUAAGUUUGACAAGGAAGCUAGUACUUGUAAGGAUUGAUGAUUUAUUUCUAAGUUUGACAAGGAAGCUAGUACUUGUAAGGAUUGAUGACUUAUUUCUAAGUUUGACAAGGAAGCUAGUACUUGUAAGGGGCUUCAUCCACAUUUUUUUGAGUGUAUUCAAAUACGCCGUUCUUCUUGUUCUUCUUUUUGUGGUUCCAAAAGCAUGGGCAUCGUCCUUCUUCUUCUAACAAGCUUGAGGUCAGCGGAAUGAUGCGGCGAGACAUGAAUGUCGAUCCGUUGGCACCUGGCUUUGGAUUUGGGGACGUGCCGGAAACGGGUUUUUUGGAUGGUGACGGCCUGAGUGCUAGUGAUGCUUAAGAAAUCCAUCUUUAGUGUAUCCUUGGAGGUCGACCAUCUUUAGUAGUCCACGUGCUUAAUCUUUAGGAGCAUCUUCUUGGAGCUGGAUCUUCGUUCUAAAGGGGGGAAAUAGAGACAAACGGGUGGUCGUGGGGUGAUGCGGUUUUACUGGUCCUUUUGUUUCUCUAUUUUGCUAGGUAGGUACCCGUACCACGACAAGAAUACAAUCGCGUCCAGGAUCAUGACUCUCAAAAUGGACUCCGGGGAGGUACUCUAAGAUACCUUCGUCGCAAAGCGGGAUAGCCAGGCAGAUAUAGAAGCCCUUCGACUGCAGGCAAAUCCGUUCGUGGUUACGACUGUGGUCACCAAUCGGACUAGUAACAAAAAUUGUACUAAUGAAUCUAGUAAUAACUAGUACUUAAUAUACAACAUAGUACCUACAAGAUCGAUGAAAGUCAUGAAGUAUACAGUUGACCGCAGCGGAAGGCUCCUCUAGCACUCUUUUUUGUCUAAGGUCUACCUGAUUAUACAUGAAGGAUCUAGAAGGUAUAACGCUGACCAAGAACUAAAGCCAGAAACUCUACUGCUUUUAAUAAACUUACGUCCUCUACUCUUCACUGCGUCCAAAUAAUUGUAAGCGAAUUGUCAAGAAUUCAAUACAAUAAUACAUUGUUACUUUCAAUGGUUCGGAGAUCGUUCGUAGCCUCUAUUCGCAAUCGCAAUGUUUAUUUUAAUGCCUCUAUUCGCAAUGUUUAUUUUAAUGAGUCUGCUGGUUUUCGAGGGGCUGCGGAAGCAGACGUGGGCGAACUGCUGGCACCCAGGCGUGACGCCGAUGAGGAGCUAUUAGGUACUGCCGAGGAAUAGAGCUAUUAGGUAAAAAAAUGUUUUGGUUUUUUCAAGUUGAGUUCUCGUCUCUGAGAGAUUGUAUGGUUCCUGAAUUUGAUCAUCAGGGUUUUGGUAGGGGUAGCCUGAUUCGAUCAUAAGGGUUCCUGAAUUUGACCAUGAGAGAUUGAUGAUUUGGUAACCUGAAUUUGAUCAUAAGGGUUCAUUAUACGUUAUGAGGAAGUAAAAAAAGUGCUGAGUCUUUGGUCUUCCUGCUCGGUUUAAAAACACUAUUAGGUACUGCGCAAGCGUUGGAUGCGUACGCCGCACAACUGCGAGAGCGUAGCAUUCGCGAAAAGAUGGAGACUUAAGGCAGACUGUUUUAGUUUUUCUCAUGUGACCGCCAUCACUGUGAAUGGUUCUGGUAUUUGGUAACCUGAAUUUGAUCCUAAGGGAAAACAAGAAGAGAACCCUUAACACAUGACUUAAGUAGGCAGACUGCUGCUGACCACCACGACGCCUUUUAUGGCACAGCUUCUUCUCUUUUCUUUACUGAUCAUGAUGAGUGACACAUCACAUCUAAGAGGCGAAGAUAGCCGCCGACAAAAUCGCGCGAGAAAAGGCGAAGGCGGAGGAAAAGCGACAAGCAGAGCAGCGCGUUCGCGACGAACAGCAGCGGAGGGCGCAAGAGGAAGAGCGGCAAAGAAGAGAGGUACAGUUAAGACCUCUGGGGAACGGGUGAACAAUAGGUCUCAUAUCUAUUGAGAAAAAUAGCACGCUGGACCUUCCCCGUCUAAAGGUGGGGAUCACAGCAGCACUUUUAGGCAUCUUCACGGUGUGCACUGUACUAGUUCACUAGCUCUUCAUACUAGUACGCCGCCCGCUUCUCAUCAUCAUGGGAGACUGCGGGAAGUUCUAAUAUGUGAAGCCCAAGAAGCGUUCGAAAGAGAGCAGCGAGAACUUGAAGCAGCACAGUAUGGCAUUGCUGUUCUUGUCAGGUGUAGUAAUACUCCAUGCGCUCUAUGGCUAUUGUUACAGAUAAAGUGUAGCACCCCAUCCACUCUAUGGCGUAGGAAUACUCCAUCCCUUUUGAUAUAACUGUAGUUACAAAUAUUUAUUUCGAAGCUGCGCCUUAUGAUUGUAGCCUGAUACAAAUAUCUAGGCAUUGCUCUUGUUACAGAUAUUUAGGCACCCCUUAUGAUUGUUCCUGAGAAUUGUUGCAAAUGCACUUAGAGUUACGUAGAGCAAGAUGUCUUGCUUGCAGUUGCGUAGUUGCAACUCUACAUCUCGCACAUUGUUAGAUACUUAGGCACUUAGAAUACUACGAACAAUUGCGUUGCAACUCUCCUCGUAGAUUGUUACCGGCAGCACGGCUCCUCUCCCUCCUUUAAGGUAAAGAUGCAGCCUUGCAGGCUCAGCGAGAGCAAGCUCAGCGAGAGCAAGCUCGGCGAAAGCAAGAAGAAGCAGCUGGGGCGAGACGUGACUCCGCUGCGGAGAGGGCGGGCGAUGUCGAUGAUACGGAAAUGCAAAGCCGAGGUUUACGACUCCUAGCAAGUCAUCUCUGGAUGUGGAGUUUCCUGCAUUAAAAUUGAGUACGACUCCUAGCAAGUCAUCUCUGGACCACGUGGGGUUUACUGAGUAUACCUCUGGCGUGAGUAUGGGCUUGAGUAUAGUUAUAGUACCUCUUUAGAAUUAAGUGCUACGGCGCUUAGAUCUAGAUGUAUUAUGUUGUCUAAGUAUGAUGUACUACGUUGCUCAUUUGAUCUUGUGCUACGUGUUGUAGGAACUACUCUCCGAAGUCAAUACUGUUAUCAUCAUGCGGGCUGUCGACAUCCACAGAUCAGACUUAGAUUUCUGUAGGCAGAAUAAGUAGAAGUAGAAGGAGCACGCAUUGCCCGAUCUUCAGUCUACGUAUAGUUUCUAUCUGAUAUUCGAACUCAUGUUGCCCAUGAUCGACGAACGAGGUCCCCAGUCGUCUCUCUUUCAGCAUCGUGCGCACAAUAUGAAUACGAAUUACUACUACAACUACGCGCUAACUAUGUAAAUACAGUGACUCGGCCUUAUAUAUACCACGCCAGACCAUUUUCUUUCAUAUUCUGGACAAGAAGAGCCGGCGCGCAUGUCAAAGUCAAAGGGCGUGGACGUGUCCACCCCCGCCAGACGUCGGUGGCAGCUGAUACGGGAAAAAUUUUUGAAAAACGCGCCAAAACCCGACUACGCGAAGCAACAGGCAAAGGGCGCAAACUUCAUGCAACAGCUCAAGGGUGCUUAUAAAGGCAUGCUCAAGGGGAAAGGAAAUUACGAACCUGCGUGACUGCGUUAUAUAUGACUUGAUGUGACUACUUCUACUCAUUUCACGCUGGAGAUUCAUUGACGCAGUUCGCCCUUGACUACUUGGUAUUAAUUUCUUGAAGUUGAUCGAAGAGAAAGACAAAGAAACUGCUUUGUCACGAAGAUUUUACUGAGUUGAAGAGAAAACUUACUCGGCGGUGAAUUAUUCUCGACAUUAAGUCGCUCAGCACUGUCACACAGCUGUGGCAUGAAGAUUCACCAACCGCUUCGACCUUAUUUCCUUACUUUAUUUUUAUUUUCCCAAGAAGAGUAAAAGCAAUUCCUAUUUUAUGUAUUUCUAUUCAGUCUUUCGUUUUUUUGACUUCUCGCUCAGUCUCUUGCUUCACUUUGUGUCUACAGGUAGGCCCUGUCUGCACUUACACAGAAUUAUUCUAGUUCGCCACUUUUCCUACCACCAAGGACCAGCAAGUCCUAGAGGGUUUUACCCUUGGUUUCCUAAUUACUACAGCCCAGUUUUACAGUUAGUCUUUUUUGCUCUGCUUGUUCAUCAUUUGGCGGCCACGCCUGCGCAACAGCAGCAGGCCGUUCCCAGUCAAGGGUACGAGCACGACGACGACGACGACGGCAGUAUUAUUAAGGCUAGCUUCAUUGGUGUAUCGUCUUUGUUCCACAUGUUCGCUCUGACGGUGCAGGUCACCCUGUGGACGGCGAGUCAGCUCCUAUCCUCUUUUGGCGUGCACCUAGUGCAAGCACAAUGAGGCUAGUAGUUUCUCUUCAUUGUAUGCACUUGAAAAAUAGGCUCUCUCCACGGAUAUGAUCUCCAUUCACUCAAUAUCUUUAGCGCGUCGAAGCUAGAAAUCUAUGGGUCUACUUGUACUUGUGACGUACAGACUGUACCACACAGGGAAAGGCCAACGCGGAAGGAGCUCCUCUAACUUUGUGCUUAGUGCAAACUCAGGGAUGCAAAGUAUGAGAUCCGGCGUCGGUGGCGGUGGAAAAUCUUUAGCCGAGCACUUCGCGAUGAAAUCAAUGAUGAACGAUGAGGAGCCAAAAUCAACAGGAAGCAAGCAGCGGGCUGCUGCUCGAGCUGUCCGAGGCUUGGACCUUGACGGCCUCAUUCCCGAUUCUGUCUACUGGCAGACGAGACUUGCCAACGCAGAGUCCCUUAUGGAAACGCACUCAUACGCAAAAAAAGACGCAGCUGCCUGCCGAGAACGUGCUACAACCUCAAGAAGCUGACUACGUUCUAGGCGGGGAGCUGCGCCUUUUCGUGAGUACUGUGAUAGAUUAAAUAGCUUCCUUUUCCUCGUGGGUGCUAUGGGUACACCUCUCAUAUUGUUGGUGGUCUUCUCACUCGACAACGAGACUGCGGAUGACUUCCUCUAUUGGGACGCUUUUUAUCGGCUGCUCGCGGUUUCAAUCAUUCCGCCGCUGAUGCUGGUCAUUAAGGAGUUUAGAAGUCAUCAAAGGCCUUACUUAGCAGUAUCCUAAAAGGCAAAAGGCCGCUAGACCAACUACGGAGCCGCUGUAACAUUCAUUGGUCGACUGAAGUGCCUGUGCCUAAUAAUGUUUGGGUUUGCAGAGAAGUACUAAAACUCACCAAGAAACAGAAAGUAGAGUGAGCGUGGCCAUUUAAAUUUAUCUCUACUCCCUGCUCCCAGAUGCAUAGACAUCACAGCUGGUAUUCGGUAAGUUCAUAGAGGUCUAAUGAGGCGUGGAUCUUCAUCCUGUUCUUUAUCAGCACCGAAACCAAGUACCGAGUUCGCCGAAUAGCAGUGGCUGAAGACGGGGUGCACUAUCAGCUACCGGUAAAUUUUUGUUUUGGAGAUUAUAAGACAACAGAGGCGCCUGCUCUCUACUUAGGUAAGACGCCUGCUUUGGGAUUAAGAAAAUGCAGACUGCGCUCUACUUACACGCAACAAACUAUGCACAGUUGCAGCAGCGGCACUCAUAUCUGUGCCUGCUUCUCUCUGAACAGUGUCAGUCUAACGCGUGCGCACCUGUCUACUCGUCUCUGUGUCCACUAGUGCGUCUACUCAUCUCUGCACUCUGUCAGUCCAACUCAUAACGAGCUACUUACAGUGUCAGUCUACAACUCCUCUACUCGUCUCUGUUUCUGUAUGACUAGUUGUCUACGCAUCUUUGUGACGCGUGUGUCUACUCAUCUCUCUACCCCCGUUCACAGCGCGAGGGCGAACUUAAGGAUGACUUCAUGCUGCCGUGGUCGCAGAUGGCCGAAGUCACCAUUGUGGACGAAGAGAGCGACUGCACUGAUUAUGCUUGAAGCUUUAUUUUGUUAGUAACUCACGUUUUUCGUCUUGCUGAUAGUAAAGAAUGACUAUCAACUUGAGACGCACUGAUGACAUAACUUAAUGGCGCUUCCUCAUGUUCAUGUUCUAAGGUCUACGCGCUUACUUUGCUACUAACUCACUUUCUCAGAGUUGAAGACCCACGAAAAAAUAAUCUGCAGUGUGAUUAUGCCGAAGUUGAUGCUUGAGCGCAAAGCUGGCAACUCCACAGGUCCACAGUAGUCUAGUUGUGCAAGAACUGAGAGCAAUUGUUGCCGUUGGUGCUACAACUACAAGUAAACUAGUACUAGCAGGGCCUAUGACGUGUUGUUGGUACUAAAAGUAAACUAGUACUAGGACCUUUCCCCUCGCCGCGUUCAUCACUUGGUGGUUAUCCAGCGCAAAGAAGACCCAGGCGGCUUCAAUUCGAUCCAUAUUUUUGGCCUCGAAGAUCCUCAAGAAUUUGCCAACCUGUUGAUGAACCAAGGUGGUGACCAAGAGGAAGAAUACUAG
Amoebophrya sp. A25 is the source of this 6874-nucleotide messenger RNA. Lineage: Eukaryota; Dinophyceae; Syndiniales; Amoebophryaceae. The record is from the annotation of a GenBank genome assembly.